Morone saxatilis (striped sea-bass) is the source of this 2170-nucleotide messenger RNA. Its product is annotated as extracellular superoxide dismutase [Cu-Zn]-like. Bases 278 to 976 code for a protein of 232 amino acids. The transcript is spliced from 2 exons. Gene Ontology annotation, biological process: removal of superoxide radicals. Gene Ontology annotation, molecular function: superoxide dismutase activity; copper ion binding. The record is from RefSeq and is a predicted model, not a curated record. Lineage: Eukaryota; Metazoa; Chordata; Actinopteri; Moronidae.
AGACCUGGGUGUAAUUAACGACACGUUAACAGCAGUUUUACAUGUUUCCAGACUUUUUUCAAUGAACAUGCCUCGAGUGCUGAACUAAACUGGAUCAGCUGCAUGCGUGGAGAAAAGAAAAAAAAAAAAGUCAACACCAGCUUUAUUAGAAAAAAAUACUGACGUCUGCGGUGCCCUGUGUGUGCAAAAACCUCUGCUCCACCCUCAGAAAAACAACGCCUACUGACUGAGGCUUAUACAAGACUUUUAUAAAAGAUAUUUCACCUUGCCUCGUCAGAUGAUCAACAGUGAGCAGCUUCUGAACAGAGAACGUGUGUUUCUGCUGACCAUGCGUCUACACGGGUCAAUGAGUACAUUGGGAGCAGUGUUGGUUCUGCUGGCGGGCUGUCAACAAUGUGUCUCAGCUGACAGUGACACUUUGGCUCCACCAGAGGUCUCGCAGCACAAUAGCACUCUGUAUGCGGCCUGCAAAAUGAGACCCAGCACCUCACUGGCCGAGGGUCUGCCCAAAGUGUACGGUCAGGUGCUGUUUAAGCAGGAUUAUCCUCAGGGAAAACUCAAAGUCCUUCUUCGGUUCAAUGGCUUCCCCACGGAGGGUGAUCCACAGCCCAGAGCGGUGCACAUCCAUCAGUACGGAGAACUGAGCAAGGGGUGUGACUCCACUGGCGGCCACUAUAAUCCACAUGGUGUACAUCACCCAAACCACCCUGGAGACUUUGGCAACUUUGAGCCCCAGCAAGGAAAAAUCAAUGCCAUAAUAGAAUCUGAGGCAACGCUGUUUGGAGGGAUGUCUGUGAUCGGAAGAGCAGUGGUGGUCCAUGAAAAGGUCGAUGACUUAGGGCGUGGUGGAGACGCUGGGAGCCUGCUGCAUGGAAACGCAGGCCGGAGGCUUGGCUGCUGCAUUAUUGGCAUUUCCCCCCCCGAUCUCUGGAAUAUGCACCAUAAACUGUACAGUAGGCGCCUGAGGAGUAAUUAAUCUGACAGUAGUGGUAUAUACUGUACCGGAGGUCAAUUUACAAAGUUUGCCCUUGUAUUCAUUCAUUCAUUGUAUCCAUUGUAUUCUGUAGUCUGAUAUGAAGAAAAAUCAAUGGCUCAAUCAAAUUCCCUUUCUCCAAACAUUCAACAAUGGCUUAUCAAACUUAAAGGACUGGUCCAGGGUCAAUUUCAAGAACUUUUCUCAAAAUACUAAGACUAAAUAACACAUUACUAGCAGAGUGGUUGGUUUGCCGUUCCACCACUUUGGUCCAAACUAAAUAUCUUAUCAUCUACGGGAUGGAUUGGCACACAGUUUGGUGCAGACAUUCCUGCUUCCUAUGAAUCCAACCAACUUUAGUAAAUCUCUGACAUUUCCCCUAUAAGCACCAUCAUCACACCAACAUUUUCUGUCCAUUCUUUGUUUUAUGAUCAAAUACUCAGCCUCAACUAUACUUUGUCUUUAGUGCUAAAAGCAAAUUUUAGCAUGCUAAGCUAAGAUGCUCCACCUGCAGGCAUCAGCAUGUAAGCAUUGUCAUUGCGAAUAUGUUAUCAUGCUGACGUUAGCGUUAAGCUUAAGAAACCUGCAUUACAUAAGCUUUACCUUCAGGACAAUGUCACAAUAUGUAAAAUCCUGAUGAACAGCAUCCAUGUAAUUUUGGAUUUCUAUACAUUAAACUUUUUUUUCAGAUACAACAAACCAGUAGUUGAAAACUAUUUAUUUUGCAGAAAUAAAUCAAUUUUGUACACAUUUUUGCUCACAUUCAACAACUAUACACACGGCUCUAGAUAAUUUCUGUCUGGUAAGUUAAUAUCUGUUACUACAAAAAACACAAAGACAUCAGUGCUGGUAAUCUAGAUGUUGUGGCUUCAGUGUGUUGUAUGUACUUGUAACUAAAUCUUUUUGUUCAGCCUCAACUGACAAAUUAUUGUAAAUCAUCAAAUAUCUGUCUUGAAGACAUCUGUCAAGGAAUUCAAAAAAAGCAUUUAGCAUUAAAAAAGAAAUAUCCAAUUAAUUAAUAGUAUAUUGUCAUGCUGCAUUUUAUAUAUAUCUUUGAUAAUAUUGUGUGCUCAUAAUUACAAAUAAAAACUUGUGCAAGGAUGUUUAGUUUUAAAUUAAGUGACUGUCGCUUCUAGACAGAAUCUGCCAGCAAAUAAGUAAAUGUCCCACAAUAAAGGAAUUAAAAAGUUUGGAAAA